Arabis nemorensis is the source of this 450-nucleotide messenger RNA. The record is from the annotation of a GenBank genome assembly. Lineage: Eukaryota; Viridiplantae; Streptophyta; Magnoliopsida; Brassicales; Brassicaceae.
AUGGCUCAGAUGGCGAAAUCAAUGAUAGAAGUGGAGAUCAAUGUGUCAGCUGAUAAGAUGUUCCAAGCGAUCAAGGCAACUUCGCGGAGCGUACCAAAACUAUCUCCAGAGAAAAUACUUAGCGUCGAGGAGCAAACUGGUGAUGACUGUAAAGGCACCAAGAACUGGACUUUAUCUGUCGAUGGAAAAGUGGAGAAGAUGAAGGAGAGAGUCGAAAUAGACGAGGAGAACAAAUCAAUGACUGUGUUUGUGUUCGAUGGAGAUGUGAUGGAGAAUUACAGUAGUUUCAAAUGCAACCUUCAGAUUAUACCGAAGCUCCAUGGAAGAAGUAUAGCGAAAUGGAGCUGGGAAUACGAGAAGCUUAACUCGGAUUCUCCAGCGCCGAACAAGUAUAUGGAUUUCGCUGCUUAUCUCACCAAAGAUAUUGAAACUAAUCUUCUCAAAACAUAG